AUUGAAAACUGCGAUUCAAAUGUGAAGAAAUUUAGAACGCACGCAUACAAUCAUCGUGCAACGGUCCGAAAACAAGAAAAAUACCAAUCAAUUGUGGAAUAAUUCUUUGAUAACAGUGAAUUAGUCACGGAUUUUGGUGAUUGUUUAAAGAAUUUUUCAUUUUUUUCUGUUGUGGAACGUAAAAAAAACAUAUAAAAAUGCCAAACGAAAUGAUAACACUGCAGCUGGGCCAGUGCGGCAAUCAAAUCGGUUUUGAGUUUUGGAAGCGAUUGUGUCUGGAGCAUGGCAUUUCACCGAAUGGUACGCUCGAGGAGUUUGCAACAGAUGGUGGCUUGGACCGAAAGGAUGUAUUUUUCUAUCAGGCCGAUGACGACCAUUACAUUCCACGAUCAGUGUUACUCGAUUUGGAACCGCGUGUCAUUCACUCCAUCAUGAGUUCGCCGUAUGCUAAAUUGUACAAUCCAGAGAACAUUUACUUAUCGAAAGAUGGUGGUGGUGCCGGCAACAAUUGGGCAUCGGGUUUCAGUCAAGGCGAAAAAUUACAAGAAGAAGUGUUUGACAUCAUCGAUCGUGAGGCGGAUGGCAGUGACAGUUUGGAGGGAUUUGUUCUGUGUCAUUCGAUUGCUGGCGGCACUGGCUCAGGCAUGGGAUCCUAUAUCAUGGAACGGCUGUCCGAUCGAUUUCCCAAGAAAUUGAUUCAAACAUACAGUGUGUUCCCGAAUCAAGAUGAAAUCAGUGAUGUCGUUGUUCAACCGUACAAUUCACUUUUGACUCUGCGACGAUUGACCAGCUGCGCUGACUGUGUCGUUGUUUUGGAUAACACAGCACUCAAUCGCAUCGCCACCGACCGACUUCACAUUGAGAACCCGAGCUUCACACAAAUCAACACGCUGGUAUCGACCAUCAUGUCAGUGAGCACAACAACACUGCGGUAUCCGUCGUAUAUGAAUAACAAUUUGAUUGGAUUGACAGCACCAUUGAUUCCAACGCCACAAUUGCAUUUCCUGAUGACGGGAUACACUCCACUCACCACCGACAGCGAUCAAACGGUGAAUAUUCGUAAAACAACCGUUUUGGACGUGAUGAGACGAUUGCUGCAGCCAAAGAACAUGAUGGUCUCAACUGGAUUGGACAAAACCAACCACCAUUGCUAUAUUUCCAUUUUGAAUAUCAUUCAGGGUGAGGUCGAUCCAACACAGGUGCACAAGUCAUUACAGCGUAUUCGAGAGCGUAAAUUGGCACAAUUCAUCCCAUGGGGCCCAACGAGCAUUCAAGUUGCACUGUCACGAAGCAGCCCAUAUGUACAGAGUAGCCAUCGAGUUUCAGGGCUUAUGCUUGCCAAUCACACCAGCAUUUGUUCGCUAUUCGAGCGUGUUCUGAACCAAUAUGACAAACUGCGUAAGCGAGGUGCUUUCUUGGAUCAGUUCAAACGUGAGGAUAUGUUCAAAGAUGAUCUGUCGGAGUUGGAUGAAUCUCGUGAGGUGGUCGACAAUCUUGUCCAAGAAUACGAAGCGGCCACACAGCCCAAUUAUCUCAGUUGGCAAGCUCAAAAGCCAGCCGCCUAAGCACAAAUACUAUUUUAAAAGAAAUACUCAACGCAUGCCAAGUACUAAUGCCAAGUCACGCGCAAAAAUUCCCACUGUUCAUCAAUUCCAAUUUAGUCAAGGCUCUUGUUUUUUUUUAAAUCGUUUCGCACAUUUGGCGAUUUGCACCAACAAACAAAUAUGUUCGACGUAAAUGUUAGCCUUAAGAAAGCAUGUUCAGUGCACAAGUUGCCAAUUAAAAUAGAAAAAAAGAAUGUUUUGGCACAAAAGCCACUAAAAUAAAACACACACACAACACAUUUUGAGUCUCAAAUAA
Messenger RNA from Sitodiplosis mosellana (orange wheat blossom midge), 1860 nucleotides. It is a transcript of the gene gammaTub23C, whose product is annotated as tubulin gamma-1 chain. Gene Ontology annotation, cellular component: spindle; gamma-tubulin complex; cytoplasm. The record is from RefSeq and is a predicted model, not a curated record. Lineage: Eukaryota; Metazoa; Arthropoda; Insecta; Diptera; Cecidomyiidae. Gene Ontology annotation, biological process: microtubule nucleation; mitotic sister chromatid segregation; mitotic spindle organization. The transcript is spliced from 9 exons. Gene Ontology annotation, molecular function: structural constituent of cytoskeleton; GTP binding. The coding region runs from base 198 to 1565 and encodes 455 amino acids.